Epithele typhae is the source of this 2163-nucleotide messenger RNA. RefSeq lists its product as uncharacterized. Bases 1 to 2163 code for a protein of 720 amino acids. Lineage: Eukaryota; Fungi; Basidiomycota; Agaricomycetes; Polyporales; Epitheliaceae. The transcript has 6 exons. The record is from RefSeq and is a predicted model, not a curated record.
AUGUCACUCGCACCAGCACCCAAGCACCGCUGCACCAGCUGCGGGAGGUUAUUCAAACCCAGUGCAUACACGAAGCACUUGAAAUACACACGUCGAGCUGUCGGUAAGGCACUUCGCCAACAGCAGUUUGAGUCCGACUCGGAGAUCAGCAACGACAACCCACCGGAACUUCCCCAGCAAUUUCAAGGCGAUCUAUACGGCGACUACGAUGACUACGACUGGGACAACUAUAGGAGCAGUGAAUCGGGGGAUCCGAUUGUCCUGGAUGACGUUCUCCAACUCCCUGAGCUCAUUGACGACCUUGACGACAACCUCGACGACGAAGAUGCAGAGAACUUCAAAGCCGAACGUCGGUGGGAGCAUCCUCCACCUGUUCAGGAUCAGCACAAUGGCGGAGGCGAACACAGCGACGAUGGGUUCAAUUCUGACUCGUCUGAAGAUGUCACAAGUCGUCAAGCGGACUGGCAAGUGCAACGAACGGCACGAGAUUCUCUCAAAACUACGACCCAUAUUGUUUCUUCUCCCCCCGACUCUCUGGCUGGCACUCCAGUCCAUCAACAACGCCAACGGUCAAGCUACGAAGUUACACAAGACGCGUUUGAAGACGAUGACGAGCAGAACCCAUACGCUCCGUUCGUUUCAUUCAUUGACUGUGCGGUGGCGAUGUGGGCGAAGAUGUGGGGCCCAAGUUCCACUGCUGUAUCAGAGCUCUUGCAGAUCGAUGGGCUCGCAUCUACACUUGGGCUUUCAUUCCGGAAUUCUCGGGAACUAAACAAGAUUAUCGACGAACAGCUUCCCUCUCCGCGACCUCGCUUCAUUCGUCAGGAAGUCCUCAUCGGCGACCAGGUCUUCGAGUUCUUCUAUCGCGACGUCAUUGAGUGCAUCCGAGCGCUCUACGGCGACCCCGAGUUCUCGGGCUUGCUCGUAUUUGCCCCGGAACGUCACUAUGCAGAUGCAGACCAUACAAUUCGGGUCUAUUUCGACAUGCAUACUGGGAAGUGGUGGUGGGCGACGCAGGAAGCUCUGGAUCGGGUGAAAGCAGGGGGUACCAUCAUCCCGAUCAUCAUCUCAUCCGACAAGACCCAACUUACCGUGUUCGGAAACAAGACUGCCUAUCCCGUGUACCUAACUAUCGGCAACCUUCCCAAGCAUAUCCGUCGCAAGCCUUCUCGUCGCGGACAAAUUUUGUUGGCCUAUCUCCCUUCAACUCGCCUGGAACACGUCACUAACAAGGCCUCCCGCCGACGCAUGAACGCCAACCUCUACCACGCAUGUAUGGCUCAAGUAUUGAAGCCUCUUCGCACGGCUGGCAUUGAUGGCGUCAACAUGGCGAGCGGAGACGGGAUCAUGCGCCGCGGACAUCCGAUCUUGGCCGUCCAUGCAGGCGACUAUCCGGAACAACUUCUCACCAGCUGCUGCAAGAGUGGCGAUUGUCCGAAAUGCGCUAUCGAUUGGAACAAUAUUGGUGCCUCAACAGACCCCAACCGUCCGUUGCGUAAUCUCCCCGAAGUCCUCGAGGCCCUGUCGGUCGCUGACACGGGGACCGCAGCGGAGUUCGGUAGCGCAUGUCGCAAUGCAAGAAUCAAACCUGUCACCCAUCCAUACUGGCUUCACCUCCCCUUCGUCAACAUCUUCCGAUCUAUCACCCCAGACAUCUUGCACCAGCUUCACCAAGGAGUAGUCAAGCACGUCAUAUCUUGGAUUAUUAGCGCUUACGGAGCCGAUGAGAUCGACGCACAUUGUCGUCGCUUCCCACCCAACCACCAUAUUCGACUCUUCAUGAAGGGUAUUUCCACCCUGCAGCGAGUUAUGGGCAAGGAACACGCGGGUUCUCUUCGUACCCAGCACAUACAUCGGAUACCCUCACUCUUCUCGAAGACGCUCUUCGGUGUAGAUAUCAACCAAGAAGCGCUACGCAUCCAUCUACCUUUCAACAAGUUCCCUGCCUACCACAAGAUCAAACUCGUUCUCAAAGAUGCACAGGGCAUCGGUGUCAUGGAGGCUGUACAAGACGUGAUCCACGCUCGGCCUCAGAGACAAGAUAAGCGCGGUAGGGUAGUGCCUGGUCGAUUCGACACCGUACUCGUCGAAGAUGGCGGUGACGAAGCGGGCGUCCAAGGGCAGGUCGUCUGUGGCUUGUUUUCGCCAUACCAAAAGCUGUAA